This is a messenger RNA of Marchantia polymorpha subsp. ruderalis, 1950 nucleotides long. NCBI's taxonomy places the organism in Eukaryota, Viridiplantae, Streptophyta, Marchantiopsida, Marchantiales, Marchantiaceae. The record is from the annotation of a GenBank genome assembly.
CCAUUGUCUUUCUGGGCCUCUUUGCAUGUCAACACGAAUGACAUGCACAGUGCUCCGAAAAAGCACUAUCGUAGCCUCUUAGGUAGCUGACAAGAACAAAUUGUACACUUGAAAUGAUCUACGCUUCCACUUUACCGUACAGGCUCACGGAGCUAUGAAUCUCAGGAGGUUUGGAAUCUCGCUCUCUUUCGCUCGAGACACAGAUGCUUGAGUGCAUCUCCCCUCCACUAUCAUGGCGACCUAUGACUCUCGAGACUCCUCUGAGCUGUCUGCAGAUAUGGAGGGAUGGAAGUAGUCUUAACUUGCAGUAGCAGUACGUGCCUCGUAUGCAGUUGCCAAUGCGCCUGGUUUCUCUAAUUAUAAAUUUUACCCGAGGGCCUGAGCACUAGCUACAGGCCGCACUGCCAAGCCGCCUACCUCGUGGAGAAUUUGCUUGCAGAAGCGCGAGGAUACAAGGCUUCAGGUGUGUGAGAGAUCUAUCUAAUGACGAGACUCGUUCGCCAGAGCGAGCAUGUGAGAGAUCCAGGAAUUCAUUGGCUUGGCGACCAAAUUGGCGUGCGAACCAUGUGUUUCUUUACCUCACAUGGAAAAGUUAUUUCAGGUUUUCGGGAUCAAUAAUCGAAGCCAUAUAUUGAGGAGAGUGGAGAGGAACUCAGCUAUAGCACAUUGAGUGAUCAUUGUGGGAACAUUGAUUUGGUCCGGUGAUUAUGACUGCUGCGUAGUGUACUCCAUUCACUUCCUUGUGAAUGAGGUCUGGGCAAGCUUUGAAGCCUCCGAUUACAAUGCCGCGCAUGACACACACUCUCUCUCUCUCUCUAAAAUCGAUCUGCGAUUGUUCCUUCAGCUUCAAUGGUUGACGUUCGAAACGCCAAGCAUUGAGUACUCUCUACCUCUCUCUUGGCGCUUAUGUACACAAGAAGGCACAGUCCAUAACGUCCAUCAAGGAAUGUCACAGGCGCUGUGGUUGUUAGCUCUUCAUAAUGAGUUGACUCGGAUGUAAAGAAGAAAGAUGAAUUGAUGAAGGAAAGCGACAGGACUGCCAGAUCCUUUGAGCACCAUCCAAGGAUAGGAAAAAAACAAAAAUGUUGGCAAUCCGUGAAGUCAAUCUUCUUCGUUCUUCAUAACUUCGUGCACUACGAUUGCAGAGCAAAGCAGAGCAGACAAGAGAGAAGAAGUCUUCGGGUGAUACAUCGACCCUCCGACACUCCACCGCUCACUUUCACAGACCCAGAAAGUAAACCCUCGCAUCCCUGGGCAGCUGCUCAUCCUCUCGACACCCCUGCGGAACCCAAUCAUCGAUCCCUCCCACUCAGUCACGAAGCUUCGUCUUGACAUUGCCAUGGGAGGUGGCUACACCAGAACUUUCCAGAAUGCCCAGAAGUCGACUGGGGCCCCAACGCAGCAGCGAUCACUUGCCAAGCCCCAACCAACAACACGAGCCCGAUCAUCCUAUGACCCAAGCUUCGCCACAGUCUGCUGCUCGGCCUGGAUCAUCAGCGCCACUGUCCUCACCGAAUCUCGAAACUCCAAUCUGUCAGAAGGCUCAGAACUCCGAUGAUGCCUCGCCUUUGUCCCCGGACAGCGUCUUAAUUGGAAGAGCUUAAUAAUUGCUCCCGGUGGGAAGGUUUGCGCCUGUCAAGGCGGGGGGAUAUUUGGAGGGAAAAGCCAAAAGGGGGCUCACAGAGUCACACGAAACGAAAUCCGACCCUCGAGAGGGUUCUGGAGAGAGGCGCUGAGUGGCGUCUGACAUCUGAGCCCCCCGGACGAACCUACCCCCUCCCCUAGCCCAGGCCCCGCUGCCCAGGGCUCCGAUUGGGCGGCUCCGGAAGGAAGAUCCGGAAUCUCGGCGCGCAUUUAUCCAGGUGUCGGCCCGAGUGCAAGUCAACCCCCGCUCGCGCUUCGGUCGACGGCCGAACGUUGCCGAGGUGAACGUUCGAGGCUGCAGGGGCU